AUGACGAUUCGCAAGCUCGACCCAGCAUCUCUCGAAGAGUGGGAGAAAAGUGUUAGCGAGAAACUCGAGCCCCCCACGUUUGCGGAGCUUAAGGCGUUUCUCAUCGGUCGCAUCCACACCCUCGAAGCCGUGGAGCAGGCUCAUGCUCAUAAUCAAAUCGCGACGUCGAAACCGCACUCAUCGCAAGGAAGGUCAAAUCUUCAGACGACAAGGUCACAUACAGCGCAAUCAAAGGAACAGUCGUGUGCUUGUGGCAAAGCUGCUAACAGCGGCACAUCUCAAGGACAGGCUGCAGUAGCGCAACCUGCAGUGCAGAACGCACCAAUCUCGGAUAGCGCCUCUCAGGUGAGCAACCACUCAGCUCAGCCUACAAUGAUCAAGCGCUCUCCAGUUCUUCUCGCCACAGUGCAAUUAAUCGCCUCGAAUCCGGAGACUGGAGAAAGAAUCAUCGCUCGCGCUCUACUCGAUCAAGGAUCCGAAAGUUUAUUCGUCACGGAGUCGCUAGCGCAACAAUUGCGACUACGUCGGCAUCAAGCAACGAUACCGAUCAUUGGCGUCGGAGCUCAUCAAUCGGCAGUGACUCGCGGCAUCGCGACAUUGCAACUCCAAUCUCGUGCUCACACCUCGUUCUCGUGUCAGGUGGAGGCACUCGUGCUUCCACGACUUACAUCGUAUCUACCCUCAUUUCGACUUCUCGUCGAAGACUGGCCUCAUCUACGAGGACUCAACCUCGCGGAUCCAAGCUUUGCACAUCCCAGUCAAAUCGACUUUUGGAAGCAGGAAGAAGUGUCGAAACCUUUGGCACUAACUUCCGAAAAAGUGCGUUGUGAGCAACACUUUCGCGAAACGGUUUCUCGAACUGCGUCCGGUCGUUACGUAGUUCGGCUGCCGCUCAAGGACAAUUCGGUAGAGCUCGGCAACUCGCGGAAUCCCGCGCAUCAAAUGCUCCUUCGUUUAGAGAAACGGUUCGGUAGCGACGCGAAACUCAAGAAGGCUUACUCGAGCUUCCUUCGUGAAUAUCGUGAACUCGGGCACAUGCGUCGCGCUAUCAAUACACCUGAAGACAAUUCCCGCGUGUUUUAUUUUUCCCAUCACGGUGUAGUUCGCGACAGCAGUUCUUCAACAAAGUUGCGUGUCGUGUUCAACGGGUCUCAAAGAACCAACCUCAGACUCUCUAUCAAUGACAAUCUUCUCGUCGGUCCAAAAGUGCAAACCGACCUCGCGGACGUUCUCUUACGCUGGCGACAAUAUCCAGUCGCGUUCUCAUCAGACAUCGUCAAGAUCGCUCCAUAUCUCGCGAUCCGUGUUCUUCAUCAACUCGUUCAGGACGAAGGUAAGCAGUAUCCCUUUGCGAGCCACGUCAUUCUCGAGAACACGUACGUUGACGACAUCCUCCCAGGAGCAGAUGACGUUGAUCAAGGUCGCGAGAAAAUCAACGAACUCAAUCAAUUGCUCAAGGCGGGCGGCUUUGAACUUCAAAAGUGGACUUCAAGCCACCCAGAAACUCUCGUUGACAUUUCUCGAAACCAUCAAGAGAUCGCGAUGCAUCUGAAUCUCGAUCAAAGUCCAUUCUUUCGGGCUCUCGUUCUUGCGUGGAGACCAGACAUCGACGCGUUCGCGUUCUCUCCGCAAAUUCAUCAAACUCGGGACAAUUCCACGAAACGAAAAGUUCUCUCACAAACCGCGCAGCUCUUUGAUCCUCUCGGAUGGCUCUCGCCGAUCACGAUUAGAGCCAAAAUCUUUGUGCAGAAAUUGUGGGCACUCGGUUUCGACUGGGACGAGCUGCUCUCAGCUUCAUUGUCCUUGCGAUGGAUCGAGUUUCUACAAGAUCUUCAAGGCAUCUCAGCUAUCACCAUCCCACGAUGGAUCGGGUCAAGUUCAGCAUCUCUCGGGAUAGAGAUCCACGGUUUCGCGGACGCCUCUCAAAGUGCAUUAGGCGCAGUGAUCUACGCGCGAACGUAUAUCAACACUCACGAAGUGCGCGUUUCACUAGUGUGCGCGAAAACUCAAGUAGCGCCGCUAAAGAAGCCUUCUGUCAAUUGGCCAUCCUUAUCUCCGCGACCGGAAGAAAACAUUCAUCUCGAGGAAAGAAAAGGGCUGUCGACGCACAUCGCAACAGCUGAGCCGCAACAAAUCUGGGAUCUCGUCGAUCGCUACUCAAAACUAUCGACUCUCCUCAAAGUCACAUCAUUGUGCAAACGCGCAGCAAAUCGGUUCCUCGCGAAGACGACAUCGAAUCGCGUAAACACGUCUAUCACUGUCGGACCGAUCUCUACUCUCGAAUUGAGCGACGCCCAACUGUUUUGGACCAAGGUGACUCAGCAGGCGUACUUUGCAGAAGAAAUUCGCCAAAUCGAGACAAGCUCAAGUCUCACUCGAAGUCAUCCACUAUCGCGACUCACGCCGUUUAUCGAUUCGAACGGAUUCCUCAGAGUCGGUGGUCGACUGAAUCACUCAUUGCUUUCGUAUGACGAAAAGCACCCGUUCAUCUUGCCUCACGAAUCAUCGUUCUCCACAUUGAUCAUCGAUCAUCAUCAUCGGUUGACGCUCCACGGAGGUCCGCAACUCACUCUCGCUACAAUCCGACAGCGGUACUGGAUUCUGGGAGGAAGAGUACCGAUCCGCAUGUUUAUACAUCGUUGCGUUCCUUGUGCGCGUCAUCGCACCACCCUCAGCAGCCAACAGAUGGGCCAACUCCCUCAGUCUCGAGUCACGCAAUCAAGGCCGUUUCUUUACCCUGGCGUUGACUACGCUGGUCCAUUCUCGAUUCGAGCCUCCCGCGGAAGAGAAGCGAAAUCAUGCAAGGGAUAUAUCGUUAUCUUCAUCUGCUUCACGACCUCGGCUGUGCAUCUCGAGCUACUUUCGGACUACACGACGGAGGCAUUCAUCGCGGCGUACAAACGCUUCACAUCUCGACGAGGAAUUUGUGCCUCAAUCGCAAGCGAUUGUGGAACGAAUCUCGUCGGCGCAGACUCAGAACUUCGCCGUCUUCUCGCUGCAUCGUCAAAGGAGUUCGCAGAAAUGGCAAACAUCCUCGCAUCACACGGAACCCAGUGGCGGUUCAAUCCUCCCUCCGCGCCUCAUUUCGGUGGAAAAUGGGAAGCCGGAGUGAAAUCAGUCAAAUUUCACCUCAAACGAGUCAUCGGAGAAGCUACUCAAACGUUCGAGCAAUUCGCGAUGUUCCUCACGCAAGUAGAAGCCACGCUUAAUUCUCGACCUCUUUGCGCUAUUUCGGACGAUCCACGGGAUCCAAGUGCCUUGACUCCAGGACACUUUCUCGUCGGCUCAGCAUUGAACACAAUUCCUGAGCCGUCACUCAUCGAGGUGUCAGUUCAACGGCUAUCGCAUUGGCAACACUCGCGUCAAAUGCUGGAGCAUUUUUGGAAACGGUGGAGUACGGAGUAUCUUCAGUCCUUCCAAAACCUCUCGAAAUGGCAGACUCAUCACGGAAACAUCAAAAUCGGAUCCAUCGUUCUCGUAAAAAACGAAAAUCUACCUACAUCUGUGUGGCCCCUCGCGAAAGUGAUCGAAGUGCAUCCGAGAACCGACGGUCUUGUUCGCGUUGUGACCGUUAAAACGAAAUCCUCUGUGUUAAAACGUCCAAUCGUAAAAUUGUGUGUGCUUCCAGUGUCCUCUCAAGACAAUUAUUGA
This is a messenger RNA of Neodiprion virginianus, 3651 nucleotides long. RefSeq lists its product as uncharacterized. The transcript has 5 exons. The record is from RefSeq and is a predicted model, not a curated record. Lineage: Eukaryota; Metazoa; Arthropoda; Insecta; Hymenoptera; Diprionidae. Bases 1 to 3651 code for a protein of 1216 amino acids. Gene Ontology annotation, molecular function: nucleic acid binding. Gene Ontology annotation, biological process: DNA integration.